Messenger RNA from Bursaphelenchus okinawaensis, 1596 nucleotides. The record is from the annotation of a GenBank genome assembly. NCBI's taxonomy places the organism in Eukaryota, Metazoa, Nematoda, Chromadorea, Rhabditida, Aphelenchoididae.
AUGUUCUUACCUCAAGAUGUCUAUUCAAAGAGUACCGUUAAGCAGUGGUUCGAAAAGGUUGCCUUAGUUCCACUAAUGGAGCACCAAGACACAAGGCAAGUUGCUUUACAGUUAUAACAGUUCUUUAGUAUCAGUUGGAGUUCGUUGUUCGACGUGAUGGGAAUGGUGCUGAAGCAGCAGCUUAUGGCUUUAGACGAGCCACUUCAAAUGAAAGAAGUUACCUUGAACCACUUGGAAGGUAUCAAAAGGAUCAUAGGAGAAGAUGAGAAGAUCUUGCCUAUGAUUACGUAUACCCAAGAAAAGGUAACAUAAUAGACCACUCCAGAUUGUAAUGUCAUUUUAGUUCCAUAAUCACUUUGAAAAGAUGAAAACUUGGGAAGCUGCACUGAUAAGAUGUACGCUGCUUAAUUACCUACAAGGUCCACCUGUGAAGACGGGUGACAUGGUACGAGUAGGUAUACGGCUUCAAAAUGGCAGAUUCUUACUACAAGGAAAGGAGAUUCGGAUUCCGAUCGACGCUACACCGCCUGGUUCGGUUAAGUAUUUCGAGAAGGGCCAAGUCGCUAAGAUUACAACUUUGGUGAUGCCAGAGAAGUACUUGUGUAUCAGAAAAGAGGUACGGUACGGUUUUGAAGUUUUGACUACAAAGUUUUAACGCUAAGGGAGAAAAACGUGCAGAAGGUGUUCGGUACAAUCUUAGUAUUACUUUUUACAACGAAAACCCCGAAUUGUAGUCAAGCUGAAGUGGCACUAACUACAUUGUUUUCGCGAUUACCUACAAUUAACUAUCCUUUGUAGGACAUACCCCCGGGCAAGUUGGUGACUUCAAUUGGAGAAAGUGUUUAUCAUCCGGCAGAACAAACAGUAAGUACAAGUAGUAUAUUGUUGUAGGGCGCUGAGGGUUACCGUGUUGUACGAGUUUUGACUCACAUAAUGUAACAUUAUGUGGUGCUUACCAUAAUUGCUCGAGGUAUUGUAAUUGGUUACAGAAAGAAAAAGUUGUUGAAAACUUCCCACACGUUGCGACCGGUGACGAUGAGAUGAAGCUCCUGAACAAGCUCAUGACCCCGCCUGACAAUAUCGGUGAUUUUGUUUUCAAUUUGUUCAAUGACGAGGAAGAGGAAGAAGCAAGGGAAGAAGACAGUAAAAGCACCAAAAGUAGCAGUAAACCGACCGGUAAAACUACGAGGUACAAGACACUGGCAGAAGCUAUUGGGGAGGUAAAGUCACUUUUGUUAUUUUUAUAUGAAGCAACAUGAUUUUUAUGUGAAAGUACUUGUGUAUUGUCAAUAUCUUUAACUAAAACAGUUCAACUAAUACAACUUUCGCAUAUUUACCCCGCCUAAUUGUUUGUAUGUAUACGUAAUAGUAUUAGCCCGAGUGGACCUCCUAAUUAUGCAAACCUAAGUUUGUUCGGCAUAACGACAUAACCGGAUUUGGCAUAAUUUUAUGAAAUUUCAGAUGGAACUCAAGAAGCCGGAACCCGAGUUCCAGAGCCGCGGCGAGAAAAUGCUUAGAAUGAUGGACGAAUCCGAGAUGCGAACGCGCUCCAGAAGCGGGUCCCGCAAGAGGAACGUAACAAGGGACCUGCGCUAG